Molecule: messenger RNA, 703 nt
Organism: Chrysoperla carnea
Lineage: Eukaryota; Metazoa; Arthropoda; Insecta; Neuroptera; Chrysopidae
Exons: 2
Coding region: 70-552 (160 amino acids)
Source: RefSeq, a predicted model, not a curated record
GUGCAGAAUUUACACGUGAGCGAUUUGCUGAUAAAUGUAAAUGAUUGUAUAUAUACAAUUAAGAAAAAAAUGUGUGAUUUAGAAACAGGCGAAAUCGAUUACGAUAUUGAGACUGGUGAACGAUAUCCACAUAAACGACCAAAUGUUUAUGUAUAUCGACAUCCAACAAAUCGAAGAAACAGUCAUCGAUUUAAAAUACCGCCAAAUAUAAUAACAAAAAAUAAAGAGAUUUUCGACGAUGAUGAAUUUCGAUCAAAACAUUUACCAUUUAAUAGCGAUAUUAGCCCAAUAGUAUUAUUCUUAUUACCAACACUAUUUGUAUAUCCAGCUUUAACAUUAAUAUUAGCCGUGGUCGAAAUUACUAUACAUAUGUGGGCACAUCGUAAAAAUAAAACAUUAAAUGAUCCAAAAUACUAUUUUCGUAGCCCGUUACAUUCAUGUGUUAGUGUGUAUUGUGCAAGAUGUAAAGAGGAUAAUUAUAUGUCCACAAUUGGUAAAUUACAGGAUAAACGUACCAUGCAAUAUGACUGUUUUAAGCAUUUAGUUUCUUAGAGAUGUUUUCGUUUCAUUUAGUCACAUGCUAGCUAGCCUAACACCAAUAGGGUACUUUCGGUAAUGAAAAAUAAAUUAUGAAAUUUGAAAAAAGUUAAAAUUUAUGUAAAAAUUUACUUAAAUAUUAUUUCGAGUCAUAAAAGCACAUUUU